This is a messenger RNA of Coccinella septempunctata (seven-spotted ladybird), 2639 nucleotides long. RefSeq names its product insulin-like growth factor-binding protein complex acid labile subunit. The record is from RefSeq and is a predicted model, not a curated record. Gene Ontology annotation, molecular function: protein binding. Lineage: Eukaryota; Metazoa; Arthropoda; Insecta; Coleoptera; Coccinellidae. Bases 127 to 2025 code for a protein of 632 amino acids. The transcript has 2 exons.
AUUCAUUUUAUUGUCCGCUAUUGCUUGAUAACUAUAUCAGUAUUGAAUAAGAGUGCCAUCUCAUGAUGAUUUCCUCUUCAGUUUAACAUACAGUGCUAAAAUUAGUUUGGAUAGGAAUCUGGAAGGAUGAGUAGCUCCAGAGGAAAUGGAUUGCUGUUGAUCAUUGGUUGCCUCUUGUUUAUUAAUUGGGGGUUAGUACUAGUUGAGGCAACAGAAGAAUGCGAUGUUUGCGACCAAAGUUGUGCAGGUUAUAUGUUAGACUCGGAUUGUUAUUGCAAUCGACAUAUUUCAUAUAAUACAAAUCAGUAUUGGAACCGUUAUGAAGGAAGAUAUGAAGUUGAACAAUUAGGAAUUUCUUCGGUAUCUGUGGUGUGCUUGCAUCUAGGUGAAAAUUCAAUACUGUCUGGCAAGACUUGCCCGGAAGCAGAGUGCAAACAUAUAACAUUCACUUCAAGUAAAUUAUCCACUAUACCCAUCAAUUUUUUCAAAAAGACACCGCAUCUGGAUGCCAUAUACUUGAACAGUUCGAAAAUACAAAAUUUACAAGUAGGUGCUUUUGCGGGACUUCAAAGACUAAGGACAUUACAGUUGGAGUAUAACGAUAUAAGAGAAAUAAGAAGUGGGUGCUUGAAUACCUUAUCGACACUGCAAAUCCUUGAUAUGAAAAAUAAUAAAAUUGAGACGUUAGCAGAAGAAGCUUUCCUUGGUUUGACCUCCUUAGAAACCUUGGAUUUAAGCACGAAUCAAAUACGUUCUCUUCCAUACAAUCUUCUGAGCCCAUUGGUGAAUCUCAAGAAUCUUAUUCUUUCUCAUAAUUAUCUGACAUCAAUUGAUAUACACUUUCAACAGUUGAGUAAACUCGAGAUUCUAUUCAUGAAUCAUAAUAAUAUUGAAAGCAUCCCGGAGUGUUUCAACAAUACAAAUAUAGUUUCCCUAUUUUUGCAAGACAACGCAAUUACUUAUAUCAACAAUUCCUGCUUUCCUAGGACUAUAACCAAUUUAAACAUCGCGAAUAACAAUAUCACUAGCUUGACCUUCUUGGAUAAUAUAAGUUCCCUUUCAACAUUGAACGUAUCAAAAAAUCAAAUUACUGAAACACCACUUGAUGUGUUUGUAAGCUUGGAGAAUCUUCUCAAACUAGAUAUAUCUCAAAACGAAAUGAGCGGAUUGAGAGUUGGCAUUUUCAGUAAAGCUAACCAUAUAGAGUACCUAAACUUAAGUAGAAUAACAUUUGGGGAACUAGACCCAAACCCUCUUAUUCCCUUGAGCGAUCUGAAAAUCUUAGAUAUCAGUCAAAAUAACCUGGAUUAUUGGGAUUCUGAAUUUUUCACCCAUAUCAACAAUUUCCAAGAAAUUUUCCUGGACGGGAAUAACUUCACUUGUAACGUUGUUUCUUCACUAUUCCGACAGUCUAAACUGAGAAAUUUUUCUCUGGUCUAUGAAGAAGAUUAUUCCAUUGAAAACAUAAAAGGUCUUCCUUGCAUUCAUGAGAGAGCCAAACAAAUGCAAAAUCAAACAGAUAGUGUUAUAGCGACAAGCGAUCAGUCAGCCACUUUUUGGAAAGAUUUGUGGAAUUAUGGCAAAAAUUUCACAGAAGGUUUUAACAAAACUUUGGUGAAUUAUUUGAUAUCAGAAAAAUCAACAGUGGAGAGCCUGAAGAAAGAAAUAUCGAAAAAACUUGAAACCUAUCUGGAAACGAAAAUUGAAGAGCAAAAUAUAUUAAUCAGGUCAGAAUUUGUUAAUUUACAUGAUGUUUUGCACAAUAUUGUGUAUAGAAAAAAAACAGAGACCACCAAGAGUCAACUUUUAAAAACCGAGCAGCAUCAAGAUCUCCCUUUUAAUAAAUCUAUGUUUACUAUGGAACAAAGAUUGACCAAUUGUUUACAUCAAAUGAACAUAUUAAUCGUUGUUGGUUUCUCAACUUCCAUAUGUAUUUUUGUGAUCAUCAAAAUAGUAUUCAUUUACUUAGACUCCAAAAGGAAGAAAAGAAGAGUUAGCGUGGAACUACCCGUUUUGUCAAGUUAAAAGUCUAUAAUCGAUAAAUUGAAUGCAAUUAACUAUAGAUCCUUGAAGAGUAACCUCACCAAUAUUCGUGAUUAUGUCAAGAUUUCAUUUUUUGAUCGUCCCAGAAUGUGUGACAUAUGCAGUUAUAGGAGAGCCAGAAGAACAAAUGCUGUUGAAAUAACGUAAACUAAGCUGCACCCUCUUGAACGAAAGCAAAUUAGGAAUACUUUCAUCAAUUUAUUUUUUCUACUUGUGUAAUCAGUUUCUUCUGUAUGUUCAUAGAGGUCAAUAAACAUCAGUAUUUGGACUAUUUGGAGUUGAUUCGAAUGGUAAAGUGCAUUAUACAUUUUCUGACAAAAUUCAAACAUUUGUUUUUUAGAUAUCGGAUGUUUUUUCAUGAAGUGAACUGGAGUUGUUUUGAGUUGUGUGUAAAAUUGUAUUGUGUUUCUGCUAUCUUGAUUAUACAAUUCUCAACUUCAACCCAUUCGUUUCAUAGAUUUCGAAUUAUCUUCUUUAUUGUCAUGAAUUCACAUGAUAUUUUCAAUAAGUUACUGAAAUCAUUUAAUGGAAUAAGCGACAUACCUUAUCCUUGUAAUUUGGAUUUCUUCAGUUAUUCAAUAAAAAUUAUCCUUUUA